Acanthaster planci (crown-of-thorns starfish) is the source of this 2163-nucleotide messenger RNA. Its product is annotated as somatostatin receptor type 4-like. Gene Ontology annotation, biological process: G protein-coupled receptor signaling pathway. Gene Ontology annotation, molecular function: G protein-coupled receptor activity. The record is from RefSeq and is a predicted model, not a curated record. Lineage: Eukaryota; Metazoa; Echinodermata; Asteroidea; Valvatida; Acanthasteridae. Gene Ontology annotation, cellular component: plasma membrane.
GUAUUCCAUCGUAAGUCCAAAUCACCUGAUGAAUGAAAUUUAAUUGUGGUUGUUACUCCAGGCCUCGUCCAAUCAGUUUCAAGCACGCAGCACAGUCUUGCAUUUCACUGCUCAUUAGAAUGGAAUUAUCACAUUUGCAAACGUACCUGUGCGAUUCAGUUUGGAAAGUAGAGCAGAUGAAAAGUGUAGCUUUGCAUCAUUAUCUGAUUCUCUUCUCACCAUGGACAAGUCAAAAGACACAUGGUUAGAAGAUUGGAACUGAUGACAUGAAUUUUAGGAGGCUUUUCUGAGACAGCUUUAUUUCUGAUCUGGCCAAUUGUGCAUUUCACGGUGUAGAGCCUACGGGUUGCUGUUGUUUAUCAGGGAACUCUAAUCUUUAUUUCCCAACAUGGGUGAUGAGGACAUCAUGCCUGAGGAAUGCGAUAAGUACUGGAACAUCAGUGAGGAGAACGUUUCCAAGUGGCUUUUUACCCAAGGCGACGGAGUCUUUAUCACCAUCAUCAUACCAAUCAUUUGUGGUUUUGGUGUCAUCACCAACUUGGGUUUCCUGUGCGUUGUGUUCUGUGUGCCCAAGAUGAGAUCUGGCAUUUAUGUCUACCUGUCACAGUUGGCAGUGGCUGACUCACUAUACCUUAGUCUAACCUCGGCAUACUUCAUUUGGUCAUAUGCAGCAUCUCCGGUAUUUCACCACUUCCCAUUCUCAAACUCGGGUGGCUGCAUGAGUUUUUUUACCGUGCGUUUCACCUCCAUUGUUGCCUCUGUGGCACUGAUAACUAUGGCCUUGUACGAUCUGUACCUCACCCUUUGCCACCCUUUGAAACAUCGUGUAGUGCACAGUUGGUGUCGAACCUGCAGGAUUACUGUAGGCUGCUGGCUGGUGGGACUCCUUGGCGGUGUGUCAUUGGCACUUGAUUCCUCAACUGCUCAAAAGAAUUGUCUGCAGUGGCCUCACGAUGACAUGUAUCAAGAAUUACCUACAGUGGUCAUAGCCUGUACUCCAGCCCAUCCAAAUGUUGUGUAUUAUUCUGGACUUCUCUUCACUGUGCCUUGGCUAUUUGUUAUUUUUGCAGUUGUGUACAUGUGCAUCCGCAUCAGUCGUGCACUACGUGAACGCAAGGCUAUCAAUAAAAGGAGACAAGUGUUACAAAAUCAACGUCAAAUGACGAGAAUGAUUGUCAGCAACAUAGCCAUCUGCAUCAUGUGCCAGAUCCCAGCACUGAUCAGAAAUGUUUCUGUGUUCGUUGCUUCGCUCACUGGGGUCCCCAAACCAGGAGCGGCAUGGAGAGGCUCCCUUUGGUUGAGCGUUGUUUUUCAGCUGCUAAACAGUGCAGUAAACCCCCUGCUCUACGGUGCCAUCAAUGCACAGUGCCGGGCUGCCUUCUUGCGAGCGCUUUCCUGCAGGAAGAGGAAACCUGAAGACAAGGAUGCAGAUGACAGCAAAGUCAAGAUUGAAAGUGCAUGUAAUACUCUACCAGUGCAUCAAAUCAAUCAAGACACAAAUAUGACUUGGCUUUGAAUUCAUCAGUAGAAAAACAGGCAUGAUGCUGCAGAGGUCUGUAGGGUUUCAUCACUCUCCCCCCCUGGCUCCUCCCACAAGAAAAAGGUAUUCUAAGAAUAGUUGCAGUUUAUUAGUGAUUUCUAUAACGAUUGCCAUUUUCUGACGAUCAAAACAUUUUCGAAUGAACAGUUUUAAAAUAGUUUCUGAUGCCUCACCCUAAUUUUAAAGAACCUCCUAUGCAGUCAAUUGCUUUUUAAUCUGUCAUCAAUUUUUGGAAUACCUUCUUCAGUUCCACCAAGACCCUCGACAAUCAAAUCUUUUUAGAGCUCCAAUCAAUUGCCCUGAUGUAAAUUUAGGAACAGACCAUGUGCACUUGGCAUACACCAAUUUGUAGUUUAACUGUUUAUAGGUGAGAAAUUUGACUAGUUUGUGUUUACAUCAGCUAUGGCAUGAACUGGCUAUUCUUGGUGAAUUCUGUCUUUUGGUUUAACACUGCUUCAAGCAUUUGGCCAGGUGAUUAUCAAUGGGUCGUAUGAAUAAAAAGUAGCAUUUGCUUUUACUACCACUCUUGAAGCAUUUACUCAUGUUUGUAUAAAUAAUAAUGAAGCAAAGGCUUUCACUUUAGUGCAGUUGCUAUUAAGUAAAAGUAUUUACUUUUUACUCUU